CGAAGACAUCCACGGGAUACCGCCGAAUCGCUUUUCUCUAUGCGGUGUAUCGUCGUGAUUGACGAGCGCGCGCGCCUCGCUCUCGCCCCAUAAAAUCAAGAACGUCAGAAUUAUUUCAAGUACGACUGACGUGCCACGUACGCCGCAUACUCUGCAUUUGAAACUCGAUCUUUGCUCGCUCCGAUGACAUUUUUCUACGACCGAACACGAUGAUACGUAUGCCAAGUUCUGUUGAAACAAAUACACAAAGAGACGAAUUUGAUUAGGUGGCUUUCUCACAGAUUUAAAGCGAAGUGUAAUCGAUAUAUUCAAGAGAGCCCUUCAUCUGGUUUCACCGCGCAACUGGUUGUUUAAUUUGCCGUGAUAAUUCGGGUGUCUCUGUUUUUUUUUUUCUGUAUUCUAUAACCCUUUUUUCACGCUUGAAACGCAAUCGGCCUUCUUCAAUCAGGGUGUGGGACUUGAAAAUAUAAAAGACUCGUAGGGCAGGUGUUCGGUAGAAUUGUGGACGUUAUCGACUGUAACUUGAUCAGCUGUGGACAGUCUUGUAUCGUGUUAUAUUUACAGUAUAAAUUUGUGAAAAUUGCGAUAUGGUGAAUCGAUUUUAAAAUUCAGUGUCGCCAAAGUCGUGCGAAAGUCAUGAUCUUAUUCAAACAGAAAAGCGCGAUGCUUUACGUUUUGCCACCGCCCGCGGCUCCCGAACCUCCUUCGCCCUGGGCCACCAUUUUUUGGGGCGAAGAUAAAAUACCCGGACAACGUUCGAACUGCAGGGGACGAAGGGUCGCGCAGUAUUGUGAAAAAGUUUCAGCUAAAGAUUCUGGUGCAGGGGCUCCAGCGGACGACGACGAUGCAGCACGGAGUUGCAAAAGGUAUGCUUUGGAUUGGGCGAUGUGCUUGCGGUGUCAUAGAUUUAUACAUCACGGCGAUCUCAGCGAGUGUUACUUCGCUGGGAAAGGCGCCGCUCUGGUUCUACCUCCGAACGAACGGGCCAGGCCGUCGCGGCGCGUUUCGUCGGCGGGAUGCGACAUUCAGCAACACCUACAGUCCAUGUUUUAUCUUCUGAGGCCGGAAGAGACUCUGAAAAUGGCCGUAAAAUUGGAGUCUGUCCACCCGGGAAGGACGCGUUACCUCGUAGUCGUAUCCUGUACGGGACGUCAAGACGCCGAGGAAAGUUGUCUCCUCGGUAUAGAUUGCCACGCAAGGGCCACGGUAGGCCUCGUUCUGAGAGUCCUCGCCGACACCGCCAUCACGUUGGACGGGGAUGGAGGUUUCAGCGUGAGCGUUUGCGGUCGUCAGCACAUCUUCAAACCGGUGUCUGUACAAGCCAUGUGGUCGGCUUUACAGACGCUGCACAAAGUGUCGAGUAAAGCUCGUGAGCAAAAUUAUUUUCUCGGGGGUUUGUCCCAUGACUGGGUCAGUUACUAUGAACAACGCAUCGAGAGUGACCGCUCGUGCCUCAACGAGUGGCACACUAUGGAUAAUCUCGAAUCCCGCAGGCCACCAUCCCCCGACAGCGAACGCAGCAAACCCAGGGAAAGGGACGAAACCGAACGCGUCAUCAGAGCAACCUUAAAGGAGAUCAUGAUGUCCGUUGAUUUGGACGAAGUCACCUCGAAAUACAUCAGAGGUCGUCUUGAAGAAGACCUCGACAUGGAUUUAGGCGAAUUUAAACCGUUCAUAGACCAAGAAAUGUUGAUCAUCUUGGGGCAGAUGGACGCGCCAACUGAGAUAUUCGAUCACGUUUAUCUGGGCAGCGAAUGGAACGCUAGUAACUUGGAGGAAUUGCAGAAGAAUGGCGUCAGGCAUAUCCUCAACGUCACGAGGGAAAUCGAUAAUUUCUUCCCAGGGAUGUUUAAUUAUUUGAACGUCCGCGUUUACGACGACGAGAAAACAGAUUUGCUCAAACAUUGGGAUGAUACUUUCAAAUAUAUAACGAAGGCGAAAAAAGAAGGUUCUAAAGUGCUCGUCCAUUGUAAAAUGGGAGUCUCGAGAUCAGCUUCGGUCGUUAUUGCCUACGCGAUGAAAGCCUACAAUUGGGACUAUACGCAGGCAUUGAAACACGUCAAAAACAAACGCAGCUGCAUCAAACCCAACAGUAGUUUCGUCUCGCAACUGGAGACUUAUCAGGGGAUCUUAGACGCCAUGAAAAACAAGGAAAAGUUGCAAAGAUCGAAAUCCGAUACCAAUCUGAAAUCACCGACCAUGGUGAAGGAUCAAGUCAAGAAGGAAGAAAAAGUUGACGACAUUGACGCAAACCUAUUGGAAGCACCUGGCACCGAAUUGAAAAGAAACGGUCAAAGACCCAAAAGCUGGUCGCCGGAUGUAGAAGCUGCAGAAAACAUUCUUCCUGCCGUAUCGUUGUCGCAGUCACUUGAGAGGUUAAAUAAUGCUGGAAAUCCGGAGAUAACUCGCGAAGAACUUCUCCGCGGAAGUAACAACAACACGAACAAGACUGCCGAUGACCAGGAGGCGCGAAACGUAUUAAUGCCAUGUGACAACGGUCAAUCGUACAGCGUUUCUCAGAACAAGAUCGUUCAUUUACCCGGUCCGGAUACACCCAGCGUUAAGCACAGGGUCAACGAAUUAGAAACUCAAGGACAGAGAAGAAAGGGCCUAGUACUGAAUCUCACCAACCAAUUCGAAGCUGUCAACAGUAAGCCCUCGUCCCCUGGGUCAGACUCCGAUGUCAAGCCUUUGUCUCAAAGUCCUCUAUCCUGCAUCGACGGCGCAAGCGACAAGCAAAUUGAUCUCAUAGCCACGGAUUCGGUUUCUGAAAAUUCUCGGAUUGAACCGGAGUCUCAACAAGUAACCGCUGUAGCUGUUAACGAGGAAUUCGACAACAAACAAGACAGUAAAGAAAUCAUCGCUGUUUCCAAUAAAAAGGCAAUAACACCAACCUCAAUUAACAAUAGUGAAUGUCUAGUCUGGACUGCGUCUGCAGAAUACAAAUGUACAGAGUUGAACAGUUCGGGCGGCACAGUGAUUGGUGCAAGUGAAAAUAGUGAGUGCAUCGGAGCCCAACCUACGACGACUGUUUAUCCUACCGUAACCGGGCGAAGGUCGAGGAAAGAUGGCGAUCCAUUUAGUACACAGGUCGACAGGGUAUUCGACAGGGAGGAGAGGCGGGGUGAGCCGGCGAGGGAUUCCCCGAGUCGACAAAAUUCGUGGAGCAGUUACGACAGCGCCGUUAUAAUGGAUAAUAAUUCGGUUCAUAGUUCAUGGGCCACCUUGCCCUCUAGAAAUAGUUCUUGGGGGUCUUACGAUAUGCGACCUUCCGAUCCCCUUGGAUCCAGCGGUCUGUUUCCUUACGACAAAGAGGAAAUACCUUGGCAUCCCGGUACAGUGAAACGCACGAAGCAAAAGUUGGAGGAAGGUACGAACACGGUGAAAAGAGUUUGCACGCAAUCUUCGGAUCCGGACAAUUCAGACAAGCCUGAAAGACUGACAGGUGACGAAGAAGCUCACCAAGAAUCUUACAACCCGGUACUUUUUCAUUAUACCGCAUCGCCCACUCCGAGACAGAAGGAUUCAUCACCCCCCGCGAAUGAAUCUAGUCUGAAAAGUGACACAGCCAGAGACCCGCUCAGCCCUGCGGGUGGUAUAGAUAUCGAACCUGGACUAACUAGCAUUAGACAACUCGGAAGAUUAUCGACCAGCGCCCCCGCGCCAUCCUCCCUAUCCGAAGAAUCAGAUUUACCCUCCCCGCUCAGAUCAUGCAGAUCUGAAAGUGAAACCAGUAGCCCGUGUGUAGUUAAUACCUCGCAAUGCCCUUCGGUGAAACAUCACAAAAUGGUUCUCGAAAAUUUGAGCAACAAGUCGAUGUUCAACAAAAGGUGUCUCUCCAUCGACGAUUCGCCGGAAUCCGAAUCCCCCAGAACCAGUUCUGGGAUCGUCAAGAAUUUGAAGAAAGAGUUCGAAGCGAAAUCUACCAAAAUAGAAAAAAGUCCCGAAAAUAACGAGCCUGAAAUAUCUCCGAAUACCCGACCGAGGAAGGAGACGAAAAUAAGGAGCUUACCGUCGUCCCCCGUCAUUGCUCACAAUGAAUCGAAGAUUCAGUGUUCGCCACUCAACGAUUCUGCAAGAGAGAAGGAGUCGAAGAAAAAUGAGUCAAAGACACCGCAGCCGGAAAACGUUGAGGAUUUGUCCGUGAAAGUUCUCGUUGGCAAAUAUGAGUUUGCAAAGCCAGAGCCUAGAAAAACUUCCGAGAUACAACUGAGAGUUCACAAAGAUAAGGACAAGGAGAAAGACAAGGAUACAAUGGAAGUUCAUCCACCAGCUAAAUCGAGAAUUGCUCCAGAAUUAUCCAGGAGGUCUGCGCCCAUAAUGAUUAAUCAUUCGUCUCUCUUUCCCGAAGCACCGGAAGCGCCGGGAAGGCCGCCGUCGGUUCCAUCGCCGAGCGGUGUACUUGCCAGCGUGGUUGCUAAGGCAGCUAGCAAAAAGCAGCAGCAACAUGGUAGGUCUCAUCCCUUGGCUAUGCUACGGCACAGGCCAAGGCACAGCAGUCCAGUUUACAACACAAUGUAAAGUAAAAGUAUAUUCUGAUGCAUAUUUAGCGGAGUAAAUUUUUCGGAUAAAUGUGAUGUAGGAAUGUCGUAGCGUUGAAUGUACCACUCUAUACACCUAAGUAUGAGAGGUACAGUUUGUAAAAAAGAAUUGUGUGAUCUCUUUAAUGCCGAUACGCUUUGGCUACGAGCUAUAAUGACAAUAGCUCGGUCGUUAAUUGAAACAGCCAAGACAAAUAUCCGGUCUAACAUUUAGAUACGAUUCACCCGUUUGUUUUUCAUGAACAAAACUUUUGUGGCACUGUUCCUCUUGGCUGACAUCUUUCUUUCUUUUCUUUUUUUUUUUCGUUCUUACCGGUGCUCGAAUCAUUGGAUUGAUGAGAAUAAUCGGACAAAGAUAUGAGAAAAAAAGAAUAAACAAAAUGUUAGAUUUUUAUCCUGUGCCACAUAAAUGCUACUCACCGUGGUUUGAAAUUGACGGACUCAAACUACGGUAGUGAGUGAAAUAGAUAAAACGUCUUGGUUUAGAUUUAUUCGGUUAAAAUAAGCUAUAAAUGCAACAAUACAAUAUGAUUAAGUGGAGAAAAGUCGUUUAAAGCAUGGAAGUAUGAAAACUAGUAUUCCUAUGUCAUCUCGUCAUAACUUAGUGGGCUUGGAAUCAAAUAAGCAUAAAUAUGGUGCGAUAUGUUAAGGAAAAGGAAUGAAAAAAAGAGAAACUAUAAAUUAUCAAUUCGAGCAGAAAAGUGCAAAGUUCUUAGGGUUGGAAAGAGGCUUCGAUGGUCAAGUGGCGAGCGCUCAGUCAGGCUGUGAAUGUAACGUCUGAGCCUCGCGUGCUUCGGUAUAUAUUAUGUAUAUUCUUUUUAGAUAUAAUUUUUGUUUUAAUCAUCUGUUUCGUUUUCUUUUUUUUCGAUUCGCUUCACGAUGAUGGUAAAGUUAUAGCAAAUGAAUUUUCGAAACAAUUCAAUUGAUCGAUUGAACAGAGAAGAAAAUUACCGUGCAGAGACUAUGAGACAAUGUAAUGUAAAAAUACACUGUUAGUAAUUUAUAAUGACUAAUGUGAUUAGAAGCACAUUGAAGUGCGUAGCGUGUGGGACGAGUUAUUUAGAGAAAAUAAAGUAUUCUGUGUGAACGUUGAUGAACUGUGUGACUGAAUAAAAGUAAUUGAGGCAGUGAGAUUGAUGAUCAAUCAUUUCUACUCUUUAGAAUCUAUUCAUUUAGAUAUAAUAAUAUAAAUUAAGUUCCUUGUGCUCUCUUCUGGCGAAUCGAGGAGAAGAAAGAUUCAACGGAGUUUUCAGCUUAAAAUUUUGUAAAAAACAAACAAACAAAAUAAAAAACGCAUCAACAAAAAUAAAAAUACAAAGAGAAUUCGUAUUAUGUUUCGAUCGCUGUAUCCAGUGAUAGCUACUUCUUACAACAAUUAAGAGACAUCAUUUACUAUGCAACGGAUCGUUAUUUCGAGGGGCUACUCACUGCCAAAUCUCGUGACCCAGUGAUUGCUGAUUUUGCGUGAUUUCAGGUCGAUUUUCAAUGGUUUCUUGCAGUCGUCGAUAUCAUGUGAUCGCAUGGAAAUUUAGCGCUGAUUUCGCGUUUUCGUAUGAUUUCUGUGAUUUCAAGUGAUUGUAAGUGAUUUCACCUAUCCAUGCGAUAAGGUAAAGGAGAGUUCGGCUCAAUCGAAUCCCGGUGUCGAAUUAGAAGCGGUAAAAGAGAAAAAUAUUAGAGUCAUAUUAUUUUUUAUGACAAAUCGUAUCAGUCAAAAUAAUUUAUUUGUUCAAUGUAAUAUAAAACAAAGUACAUUUCGAACGGUACAUCUCAGGGGAACAAGACUUUAGUCGGAAUCAUCCGAGAUCAAUGAAAUCUCGGCAUUUUAUUGAUUUUACUCGACUUCGACCGAUUUCAUGGAAUUUCACGUGAUUUCAUUCCACAGUGAGACGGUGUAUUCAAGAAUGAAUAGCCCCUCGCGUUAUUUAUUUUGGUAAAGAUUUUACAAAAAUAAAAUUUUCGUUACAAUUCGCAAAGCUUAUCGACAGCUUGUACUUGUGGAUAAAUAUAAAUUAUACGAUUUUUCAUCCCAAUGCUUCAACUACUUGUACUUAUUAAUUGACUAUGAUUCUCCUACAAUUUAUACUCCUAUUACUGUAAUUAUAUUGUACACCUAAUGAAUUCAGUUCAAUAACUUGGUUAAUCGAAACCUACUCAUAACUUAGCUAUCUAUACUAUACGUUCAGUUAGUGAUAGUGAGUACAUCAGAAUUUUAGAACAGACUCUUUUUCACCGUCAUUUUUCCUUUAUAACAGGGGAGGAUGCUGGAAACGAAAAUUUUCAUUCGGCAUCAAAUUUCAACUGGACAAUGAAACAAUUCAUUUUCAUACAUAUCAUAAAAUCUAUACUUAAUCCAAAUUGAGGGGACGCGAGGCAAUAUGGCGUACUUCAGGAAUCUAUGAGAAAAAAAUUAGAAAAAUUUUCAAUCCAAAAUGAUGUUUGAGAUCUCUCUCGAUCAUUUUGAAUAAAUUUUCCCGAAAUUUUCGGGGGAACCCCAUUCUGCCCAGCUACCCCAUAUUGCCCCUCGUUUCCCUACAAAAUACAAAAAAAAAAAAUUAAUAAUAUUACGCUGGAAUUGCGUCCGUCAAUGAACCCUUUCCGAAAAAAGUUGGCUGAAAAAUAUUCUUGCACGUGCUUUACAUCUAUCGGAGACCAAUUUUAUACUACACGGAAAUCACCUUCACUGAUUUUAAUUACUCAAACUCGAUGACGAGCACAUAACAAUGAUAUGCCUAUAUUUUAUUACCACGUGACUUUUUGAGAACGAGAAAAAAUAAAGCAAAUCGAUCUAGACUUAGAUUCUUACGAGCAGUGCUGCAGGCUUUAAAACUAUAACUCGUAAGCAGCAAGUGUUCAUUUAAGUUUGUCUUGAUUGUAAAA
Athalia rosae (coleseed sawfly) is the source of this 7418-nucleotide messenger RNA. RefSeq names its product protein phosphatase Slingshot (gene ssh). The transcript has 10 exons. Lineage: Eukaryota; Metazoa; Arthropoda; Insecta; Hymenoptera; Athaliidae. Gene Ontology annotation, biological process: negative regulation of actin filament polymerization; protein dephosphorylation; actin cytoskeleton organization. Gene Ontology annotation, cellular component: cytoplasm. Gene Ontology annotation, molecular function: actin binding; protein tyrosine/serine/threonine phosphatase activity. The record is from RefSeq and is a predicted model, not a curated record. Bases 637 to 4521 code for a protein of 1294 amino acids.